CCGCCUUUGUUUUGAAAGGCAUGACACCGGAAGCGGAUGUGCAGUACGGAACUAGUUUAGUGACGCACAGUCCGCCAUGUAGAACACUAAUGUGAGCGUAUCGUUUACACGGAAGAAAGGCGGGCGUCAUGCUCCAAGUACAACUUACUUGCUGAAGUUACUAUUUACUGCAAACAAAUAAAUGCGCCUCGAACCGGCGGACACGGCGAGUUGAGCUCAGCGUCCGACCGAAGCAACAUGGAGGCGAGGUUCGGCAGCGAAGUGGCGUCCGUUGUGGAAGUCGCCAUCCAGGCGACCGUUUCCGUCUUCAGGGCUUUCUGGGCGAAAGAAGCGCCAAACGCGGCGUGGGAAGAGGCGACGUUGGGCGACAUCCGGGAGAUAGAAAAGUGCCUGGUGGCUCAGAUCCGCAAAGCGUUCGCGGAGCUGUUCGAGGAGAACGAGGCUCUGCGGGCCAAGGUGGAGCAGCUGGAGGACGUGCUGCAGAGGAAAGCCGGGCAGCUGGAGCAGGAGCUGGAGGCCAGAGUGGGCCAGCUCGGCCGGGAGAUGGAGCAGCUGGAGAAGGAGCUGAAGAGCAUCGGGGACGGCGGCAACAAGACGCAGGGGGGCCCGACUCAGGUCGCGGUGCAGGGCUGCUCGCUGAUCGGUCAGUGCCCCGUCGAUCACUGUGUCGGUCACGUGGCUCGUCAUUCAGUUACAUUGAGUUCAGGAGCGCCGCUGUUGUCAGUCCCCACUUGCCCUGCCGCCCCUCUGGACGAUGCGAAGGAAUCCGCGCCUCACCCGGUGACUACGGGGAGCCCUGAAGCCGCCCCCGACUGCACAGCUGGACCAGGGACGGCCCCGGCGGCGUUUGACGCCAACGAGGGCCCCGCUCCGGAGGAGCCGCUGGUGGGUGUCGGCCAAGUCGACGCCCAGUCCCCCGUGUCUGAGUGGACGCCUCUAGGUGGCCCGAGUCCGGACUCCAGCGGCGGUGACUCGGCACAGAAAUCUGUAGAAGAGGCACCUUCAGGGAGACCGAGGAGGACCAGGAGAACAACUUUUAAAAUUGAUGAUGCUUCCACUGACAUCGCUAAAGACAAACCAGUCCAGACAGGUGGCGUGCCGGGAAGGAGGCCGAACAGAAAGGACUCGCAGACAGCGAAGCGAUUCUCCUGCGAGCACUGCGACGCCACCUUCCACUGGAAGGGCGAUCUGAAGAAACACACGAAGGUCCACAAGAAGCCUUUCCCUUGUGACAAGUGCGGCCGAAGUUUUCUGGAGAAGAAAUCCCUGGAAAACCACCUCCCGCGCCACGAGGCGAGCAAAGCGCCGCUUCCCUUCCCGUGUCCCCAGUGCAAGAGGUCUUUCCGGAAGGAGCAGUCGCUUCAGAACCACCUCAAGCGCCACCAGCGGGCCAAGCCGCCAAAGCCGUUCGCCUGCGACCAGUGCGGCAAGACGUUCCGGAUCGAGCGCUCCCUGGAAAACCACCUCCUGCGCCACGAGAAAUGGAAGCAGAUGUUCCAGUGCCAGCUCUGCGACAAGACCUGCAGGACGUCCGUCCAGCUGAGGUGCCACAUGGCCGUGCACUCGGAAGAGCGGCCGUUCAGCUGCGCCACGUGCGGCAAGGAGUUCAAGAGCAAGGACACGCUGCGCUUCCACCAGAUCGUCCACUCCAAAUCCAAGAAGUACAAGUGCGGCAUGUGCGAAGAGACGUUCAAGUACGCCCACUCUCUGACCGUGCACAAGAGGAAGCACACGGGCAUCACGCCGUUCACGUGCGCCGUGUGCAACCGGUCGUACAGGACCGGCACGGCUCUGAAGAGGCACAGCGUGGUGCACACGGGGGAGAAACCGUUCACCUGUCACAUCUGCGGCGCCCGCUUCAGCCUGAACAACAACCUCAAGCGUCACCUGCGCAUCCACACGGGCGAGAAGCCCUUCGCCUGCCAGGAGUGCGGCAAGAGCUUCUCGGACAACACCAAGCUGAAGUCCCACAUGCUCAUCCACGGCGCCAGGAAGCCCUUCAUGUGCGACCUGUGCGGGAAGACCUUCCUCUUUAACUGCCGGCUGCUGAUCCACCAGAAGUAUGUGCACGCGGACCGGAACGACGAUGGGACGGACGGCACGCAGCGCCUCUUUCAGACCAGGAAGAGGAACAAGUCGCUGGUGAAGCCGUUCAGCUGCAAGAUCUGCCUGAGGGGCUUCAGCGCCGCAUGCUCCCUCAAGCUCCACGAGAGGGGCCACAGCGAGCACAAGGAGUUCAACUGCGGCAUCUGCGGGAAGUCGUUCCACAACAAGUACUCGUUCGGCUACCACCAGCGCAGCCACGCGGGGGAGAAGCCCUUUGUGUGCGACGUGUGCGGCAAGAGGUUCUUCCACGCCGGCAGCCUGAAGCAGCACGAACGCAUCCACACGGGAGAGAAGCCGUACAAGUGCGACCAGUGCGGCAAGGCCUUCCGAACGGACGGGAACUUCUACAGGCACGUGCGCAUCCACACAGGCGAGAAGCAGUUUGAGUGCUUGUACUGCCACAGGAAGUUCCACCAGUCAAACCAGCUGAAGUCGCACAUGCAGAUCCACACGGGGGAGAAGCUGUACUCGUGCCAGCAGUGUUCCCGGGGUUUCUCGGACUCGAGGCAGCUAAAGAAGCACAGCUGCGACGGGCCGAGUCUGAAGGCCGAGGCGGGCCGGCUGGAGAGCGAGCUGAAGGUCACGACCGAAAGCUUUGAAAAUGCCAGAAUGUGGAGGGAAAACGUCCUCAGCGGCUGCCCCGUCCUGUUCGAGCAGACCGGCUUGAUCUACACCUUGAAGCCGUUCGGGACGUUGAAGAGAAAGGCGGAUAAAUUGGCGGAGGGAGUCACAGAAACAGCGGCCGCUGCUGAGCUGGAGAAUGGACACGAUGCUGAUGUUGGACAGCAAACCGAGGAGGUGAACUCUGAAGCUCGACCAGAAAAUGCAGAUGAUUACAUCGCAACACACGCGGCAGGAUCCAGCGACCCUGACAGCCGGAACGCAACGGAGGUGGCGGCCGAGAGGAAAGCGGAGUCUUUCGUGUGCGGAGUCUGCCACAAGAGCUUCAACCGGCGGCUCCAUUUGACGAAGCACGGCAACACUCACCGGGAGCAGAGGCCCUUCUCCUGCGACCAGUGUCCCCGAAAGUUCCGGAGCGCGGCGACCCUCGAGCACCACCUGCUGCGCCACGAGGAGAGGAAGUACGCCGCCUUCUGCUGCCGCCUCUGUGACAAGACGUUCAAAACCAAGAUGCACCUGAAGACGCACCAGCUGGUCCACACGGACGUCCGGUCCUUCGCGUGCGCCGCCUGCGGGAAGGCCUUCAAAACCAAACACGCGCUGGGGGCCCACCAGGUCGUGCACACCGCCGAGCGCCCGCACAAGUGCGCCGAGUGCGGGGAGAGUUUCCGCUACGCGUUCACGCUGCAGUGCCACAGGAGCGUCCACACGGGGGAGAACCCUUACGAGUGUGCGCUGUGCGGCAAAGCCUUCAGCAGGAGGAGGUCGCUCCGGACGCACCAGUCCGUCCACCGGGGGAAAGCGUUCACGUGCGAGACGUGCGGAGCGGGCUUCACCCUGCAGCACAACCUGAAGAGGCACAUGCGCAUCCACACUGGCGAGAAACCCUUCAAGUGCGACGUGUGCGGGGAGAGCUUCGUCCAGAACAAGCUGAAGGCGCACAUGCUCCUUCACGGCGCCGCCAAGUCCUUCAUGUGCGACGUGUGUGGCAAGACGUUCCUCUACAACGGCCAGCUGCAGAGGCACCAGAAAGUCGCCCACGACGAGAGUCGAGGCCAAGUGGUCCGAAGGCAAAUCCGAGGAAACCGGCGCGUCAUCUUCCGGCGGGACAAAACCACGGUGGACAUGACGCCGUUCAGCUGCCGGAUAUGCGGCAAGGGCUUCGACGCGGCGGCCUCGCUGAGGAAACACGAGCUCAUCCACGAGGGGCGGACGCAGUACAGCUGCGAGGCGUGCGGCAAGUGCUUCUUCUACAAAGCCACGUACGACUACCACCGGCGGAUCCACUCGGGGGAGCGUCCGUUCGGCUGCGAAGUGUGCGGGAAGCGGUUCAUCAUCCGCCAGGCCCUCAAGUCGCACAAGCUGCAGCACUCCGGGGAGAAGCCGCACGGGUGCGAGCACUGCGGGAAAGCGUUCCGGAUUUACACAAACUACCUGAGGCACCUGCGGGUCCACACGGGGGAGAAGCCCUACGAGUGCGAGGUCUGCCAGGCGAGGUUCAGGCAGCUUGGGCACGUCAAGUUUCACAUGCAGGUCCACACGGGAGAGAGGCCGUUUCCAAAGGACAAACAUGUGAGGAAGAAGUGGGAAGUGGCUUUGAGGAGAGAUGGAUUUACAGCAAGUGAUUCAUCAGUGCUUUGCUGUAAACACUUCAAGCAGAGUGAUUUUGAUAAGACGGGUCAGAUUGUCCGACUCCGAGAUGGUGUUAUUCCAUCAGUCUUCAGCUUCCCGGUUCACCUCCAAAAAGUGGAGGUCGGCUCCAUUUUGGAGAUCAUGGUGAGCACGACGGUGACAGAAAUGACCAAAGUUCUCGGCGGUUCUGCUUCAACACAGUCAGAAAUCCUGUCAUGUUCGACCGACAACACACACCGGUCCCCGGAGGACAAGGUGAUCCAGUUCAGCGUCUUUAUGACGUCUCUGGCUCAAGAAGCUGUGGAGAAGAUCUGCCAGCUUUUUCUCGAGUGUUCCUCUCUGCAGCAGUUAGAACUGACGCAGGGCGUUGCAGAGGUUGAGGACCUGAGGAGGAGACUGGAGGCAGCAGAGACGCAGCUGAAGAUGGUGCUUGAAGGCACCGGAGGCCUGGAGGAGGCAGAGGAGGAGGCAGAGGAGGAGGCAGAGGAGGAGGCAGAGGAGGGGGCAGAGGAGGAGGCAGAGGAGGAGGCAGAGGGCCGCGACGGAGAGAAAGUGGGCGGCCGAGCAACAACCAGAAGAGGAGGAGUGACUGCGCAUAGCCGGCAAUCAACAAGGAAUAGCUCCAGAGAUGCCGCGUGUGGAGAUGCUGCAGUGAUGAGAUCGCCGAUAGUCCGCCUGUGGAGAAACAGACGUAAUGAGGACUGUGUCCAGCCUGUGGUAAUAAAGCAGGAAGGCCUGGAGGCGCUCGCUGACCAGGCGUCCUCCGACUCGUGUCCGUACAAAGACGAUCCAGGCCGGGACGACGAUGACGACCCAGACUACCAGUUUGAGCCAGAAGAUCCGGAUGACGGCGACCCGGGAUUCACCGCCAGGCCCAAGCGCGCCGCAAAGCCCCCAAAGUCCCGGCGGGGCAGAGCGAAGAGAGAGAGUCCGGGCCCUCUGAGCUGCAAACACUGCCGCAAAACCUUCACCAAGCUGCUGCAGCUCAAGGCCCACCAGGCCGUCCACGGGGCCAACGCCGAGAAGCCCUUCCACUGCUCCCAGUGCGGCAGAGGCUUCUCCUUCCAGCGAAGCCUCAACGCGCACAAGCUGCUUCACACGGGCGAGAGGCCACACACCUGCGAUGUUUGUGGCAAAGGUUUCACGCUGAAACAGCUGCUGAGGAACCACCAGCGGCUCCACGCGGAGGUCCGCCCGUUCGGCUGCGAGCAGUGCGGAAAGAGCUUCUACCGAGCCCACGGGCUGAAGAUGCACCAGAUGGUGCACACCGGAGAGCGGGCCUACAACUGCCAGUACUGCAACAAGAGCUUCACCAUACAGGGAAACCUGCAGCGCCACCUGCGCAUCCACACGGGCGAGAAGCCGUUCCGGUGCGAGACGUGCGGGAAGAGCUUCAACCAGGCGGACACCCUGAAGGGCCACCAGCGGAUCCACACCGGCGAGCGGCCCUUCAGCUGCGACACGUGCGGCAAGCGUUUCAUCCAGAAGAGCGCCCUGAAGACGCACCAGAAGAUGCACUCGGGCGAGAGGAAGGAGCUGGCAUGUGCAGCGUGCGUGGCGUGCGGCGCCGCGGUGGCCUGCGUCAGCUCGUUGCGCAAACACCUGCUGACGCACGUGACAUCCAUCCCGUGCGCGUGUGUCCUCUGUGGCCGGCGGCUCGGCUCCAUCACGGACCUGCGCUCGCACCAGCAGCACCACACGGUGGACCGGCCACACAGCUGCGGGCUGUGUGGGAAGAGCUUCAAGUCGUCCAGCUACCUGAAGAUCCACCUGAAGACGCACAGCGGGGAGAAGCCCUUCUCCUGCCACAUCUGUGGGCGCACGUUCACGCAGAACAGCAGCCUCAAGUCGCAUCAGGUGGUCCACACCGGAGAGAAACCGUUCAGCUGCGACACGUGCGGGAAGUGUUUCAGCAACACGGGGAACCUGAACCGACACCAGCGCAUCCACUCGGGCGAGAAACCCUUCUGCUGCGACACCUGCGGCCGCAGCUUCAACCAGGGCAACAGCCUGAAAGCCCACCAGCAGAUCCACACCGGGGAGAAGCCGUACAUGUGCGACAAGUGCGGGAAGAGCUUCUCCUACCUGAGGAACCUGAAGGACCACAAGUGUUUCUACGUCUGAACCGGUUAGCAUAGGCUUCACCAGGCCGGGAGGGGAAAGUUUGAAAAGUGCUCCUCAAGUCGAGUUGGGCAACGUCACGGACUAAUUAUGCCGGAGGCUUCAGUGACAAUCUAGUUUCCGCUCUGUGACACUCAGGGGAGCUGCUGGAGCAGACAGCGAUGGACGAGGUCCGGGUGCUUCCUGCGAGGGCUUCGUAGAAGUGGACCAACGGCUGGAGUGAAGGAGUCUGUGUGGGUAAUGCGGCGCUCAGAGACCAGAUUCUGGGCUUUAGAUGUUUGCCCUGAAUUAACAACCAUUUAGUUGAUAACGAGACAGGCUUUAAGAGUUGUAGUGGGCAUCGUUAUGUUCGACAUUAAAGGCGCCUACCUGACUUGUGGUGAGCUAAAUGAGUGCGUCUGCUUGGAUAACCAAAGUGCUACUAAAUGACAGGUGACGUUCUGAGCCAAUGCAACAUCUGUGUAGGUGCAGGAAUAAUUCCAUUCACAUGAAUACUUUUUCAGGAGACUUUCUACACAUGUUGUAAUCCAACUGGUAUCUGACUUUGUGACAACUUCUUGGAUCAAUGUGUCAAUGAAAAUGAAUUCAGAUGAGGUGUGAACAAAGCACAAGAAAAUGAACCAUUAAGUAAUUCAAUUACGUGAUGAAUGUUACCAUGCCGUUAACUUGUUUUUGAGCAAUAAGGUCGCUGUUGAUGAUCUGUUUUCCUCCUGAAUUUUGCAGCACUUUGUCAAGUCACUUCUGAUGUGAUCGUUGUUGAUUAUCUGUUUUGUUUUAAUGUAGAAGGGCAACAGAUCAUCAAAACAAAGUGCAGACAAAAUCUCAUAUUGUCAUUGAAUAGCUCAACAGAUCAUUUAAUUUGCCUUCACUUGGUAAAGACAGCCUUAUGGUUCUUCAUCCAAAUGUUUUUUUUAGGCAGAAUCUGCUGUGAGAUGUCAAAGAACUGUAGGUUCAUCAUUUCUGUCGGCUCGUAACUGUUCCAGCGUGUGGCUCAGAAGGCAGGCGGUUGGAUGUGAUGCUCGUUACUACUUAGCCUCAUCAAUUUAUUGUUUCUAAGUUUUUCACGGCCCAUUUAAUUGAAGUUCAUGACUCAGUGACCACUGAGCGAUUUAAAGGUUUACGGCGGUUUCAUUACUUUCCCCAACUUUUACCAAAGGUAUUAUUAACAAACCAGGCACGAUUAAACUAAGCAGUUUCAUCAGUCAAUGAUCUGUGUGUAAAAUCUAUAGUGUGGCUGACUUAUUUUGUUGUAUGCAGCUUUUUUUCAGGAUUUUUGAAAAACACUAAGUUAUAAGACUGGUGUUUGUAAAGGUUUAACCUACCGAUUGAAUAAUCUAAUGAAAUCCAAGUGAGUUGCCUUGUUUGCAUUGGAAGUUCUGAUGAGUUAUUUUGUAUCUGUAACUUCUCUAAAUCUGAUAAACAUUGGAAUGUGAAUUUUUGAGGGUUUUCUUUUAUUGAGUUUUUGGCAAAUUGAUAAUCAAAAACGUUUUUCCCAGUGCUCAUUUAGGAAGUCACUAUCUUGUCCUGGUUGAGGAGUUCAAGGUCAGAGGGCAAAUGCAGAAAGUGCCAACCAGGCAGACACAGGUCUGCUAAGGAUGAGAGCUAGAGACACAACAAGCACUAUUCAACACUCACGCUUUGUCCGUUAUGUUUACAUUUAUGACCACACAUUGUAUGUGAUUGCAUCUAGUAUUGCGGCGGAAAGACCUGCGCAUCCGCCACACCAGUUUAGGGCCAAUAGAAAUCUUUUCUUCUAUAUCGAGCAACAAGUACAAAACUAAUGUUCUUCCUGUUAGUCAGUUGUUCUUCCGGCCUGCGGGCCGACAACUGCUCCUGCCAAACGCAGCGCUGAUAUUUGAUGACAAAUAAAUCUACCAGAAUGA
This is a messenger RNA of Gasterosteus aculeatus aculeatus (three-spined stickleback), 8363 nucleotides long. The record is from RefSeq and is a predicted model, not a curated record. Lineage: Eukaryota; Metazoa; Chordata; Actinopteri; Perciformes; Gasterosteidae.